GUCGGUAGUUUUCACUCUGAGGUGAAAUACGGUCACGCCCCAGGGAGCAACAAAAUCACUGAUCAUUUAAAUUAACUUCUAAAAUGUAUUGAGAGCUAUCUCCAAAAAAAAACAACGAAUAUGAUAACACGAAUUCGGACACCGGAAAUACAGAAAAGUGAAAUAGUAAAGAAUGUCAAGUGUCAGGGGUCAGUGGAACAUUAUAUUGUUCACCUUUUCCCUAGUGAUUUGUGUAAGAAAUGUGAGAACUUUGGAUCAAGUUGAUUGUUCUAAAUAUUUGAAGGGGAAUCGAACGUCAAUCUCUUGUGCUGAUUCCGGACUGGAUGAAUUUCCGGAGAAUAUAACCGAAUUGGUUGAACACCUUGAUUUAUCUGGAAACAACUUGAAAUAUAUACCAGAGGAUAUUGGACGUCUACUGGAAUUGAAGUACCUGAACCUAGCGAGAAACAAGUUGAAAGGAUUGCCUGAUAAGUUUGGAGAACUCUGGAAACUGGAGAGACUCGACUUGAGUCAGAACGAAAUUCAUGAUGUAGCUGGUGGAAUUGGAGUGAUCACCAGACUUCCAAACUUGAGGAUUUUGUAUCUCAAGGAGAAUCCAAUCACGAGUCUAGAGGACUUGAUGAAUGUGGCUGUCAGAGCCGUCGAUGCCAGCUAUUGCUCAAUCAAGAGGAUUACAAACACAUCAUUGGUUGGACUACCUGAUCUGGUGUCACUCAAUUUGGCUGGAAAUCCUUUGAAGACACUCGAGAACAUCUGCAGCGGUAAAAUCAAAUGGCUGGAUUUAUCAAACUGCAGGUUGAAUUAUCUGGUUCCAGACACAUUUCAGGGACUUCCAACUUUGGAGCAUCUUAAAAUAUCCAACAAUCCUACACUCGUCUACAGCACUAGGAGAGAAACAUUGAAGCACAACGUACUGAAAAAACUUGAUGCCUCCGGCUGCAACCUGGAUCGUCCAGGAAUCCACGGCCUGCCAUCAUUGACCCACGUGAUAUUAUCCCGAAACGUCAUACGCUUUCUUCCCGAUCGAAUUUUCUCGAAAAAUUCUGACCUCAUUGAUUUAAAUCUGAGCGGAAAUGGAUUAGCCCGAGUGAACGCCAGUUCUUUCGUGGGAAUGCCGAGGUUGGAACAUUUGGACCUGUCUGGAAACAACUUGGAGAUCCUCCAGACUUCAACAUUUCGAGACAAUGUUCAACUGAAAACCUUGAAUCUUUCUUAUAAUGAUAUGAGAAAUUUUCCUAGAGGGCUGUCCACUUCUGUUAUCAACCUGGAUCUGUCUGCGAACCUCAUCGAAGAGGUUCCAAAGGACAGCUUGAUGAACAUGUGGAGACUAAGCCAUCUAGACUUGAGUAAAAAUCGAUUGGAAAGUUUUGAUACUCAAGUGACGUCUAAAACCUCGACAUUUCUGAACCUGGAGGGCAAUAGAUUGACCAAAUUAUCUAAUCACAGCUUUAAUAAUUUACCGAAGCUUAACACACUCGACUUAUCAGGAAAUAGACUGACCGAAGGUUUCUCAUCGGAAACAUUUGUAAAUAAUCAAGAAAUGAAAAAAAUCCACCUGUACGACAAUCCUUGGCGUUGCGAUUGCGAUCAACUUCUUCAAACCUAUCUCUAUGUGAUCCAAUUACCAAGAAAAGCAAAUCUCUUCACAUUGAUCUGCCACAGCCCAAGCAACGUGUCAGGAUAUACCUGGGCUACUGCAUGUGGUAGAGUUUGGACCCAAAAACCGGACGACCAAUUAUCCAACAACAAAUCAUUUGCUAUAGUAAUGCUUGGAGUAUUACUCGCUUUUUUUGCAUUCGGUAGUGCAGUUUCCAUUGGCCACACCGUAAAAGCCAAAAGGCGACAGGCGGAGCUGAGGGUGAGGGAAGCUGAAAGGGCGGAAGCCAGAGAACGACUGAUUCUCCAUCGAAGGAGUAGAGAACUGGAGGUACAGCUCAAUCGUCAAGAUCAACACGAGCCCAGAAUUAACCCAGCGGAACUACUGGGCCCACCCACGUACGAGGAAGCCGUAGAAAUGCCCAGAAUCGGUCGGUCCCUAGAUACUUUAAACGACAUUUCAACUGACGGAUUGGGCCACUCCCAGCCCUCCCUAUCCCAAAAUGCCUGGGAACGAAAGAGAAGGAUGCAGAGAAAGCGCCCACCGAAGAGAGCACGCAGUGAAAAUGAUUUACUCUCCAGAAGAGAUGAACGAGCCAGAAGAACAGAAAAAAUCAUAAAAAAUCCACGAUCAACAUCAUCCCCUCGGAGAUCCACUUCAAAGUCCUCAGUUUCACAAACUGCUGUCACCAAAAAAGAGGGUUCAAGGCAGAAUGAAUCAGAGGAACCCGCCAGUGACGACAAUGAUACCUGGAAGAGAACGAGAUCAAGGCCAUCGAUAAAUAGAAAGAAAAAAUUUCCUAUCGCGAGGGAAAAUGGAAAUUCCAGUGAUGAUGAGGAUUCUGAUAGGAAACCAAUGUCGAAGAUUAUUGAAACAGCAGAAAAUGGACAGAACAUUAGGGUAAUAAAGCUGCAACGCGAACCCAGAAGUGGGACUUACAGGCCAUCACCUUCACAAUCUCCAGUUCCAUCACCUGAGGCUUCUGAUGCUUCGCAUGAAAUAUCUAGGAGUCACAUAGUUUGAGGAUCCAGGGGUUCCGGAAAAUUCCUCGUGUGUCGCGUAAUCCUCCGUGAUCGGCGAUUAUUUUUGGGGUCCUAAGGGCCAAGUUUAUAUCUGUCCUUCGACCAGUGAUUAGACGAACAGCUGUGGUGGGACGUAAAUCAACUCCACAAUAUUGUGAACGUGUUUGAGUGACUGUGAAAGUAAUUAAAUGCUGUACACUUAAAUUUAUUUUGUAUAAAAAAUUGAAUUCAAAAUAGUACAUUGCGUAAGGGGUGCAAUAAAAUUGUUUUUUGUGGGUGGGAUGUGAUAUGAAGGAGAGUGAUAUAAUCCCGCGCGACGAAAACCACCUUUUUCACGAGUUGCGAACGGAAAUUUUGAUGACGAUAUCCGAUGUCAGUACCAUCGACUGUUAAUCGACUAAUCAUCGAGUAUAAAUUGACCAGAAAUCAAUCAAUGAUGGGCCAUCAAUUGAAUAACCAUCUAUCCAGUGAUCAACUAAUCAAUGAUUAACCAUCAAUUGACUAAUCGUCUAUCCAGUGAUCAACUAAUCAAUGAUUGACCGUCAAUCGAUAAAUCAUCUAUCCAGUGAUCAUCCAACCAGGGAGUGACUAUCGACCGAGUGAACUAGUCGAUCGUCUGCCAAAUCCCCAUUGAGUAGUCAUAGAUCGAUUCGAAGAAUAUGCGAAGUAUAAUUUUCCGAUUCAUAUUUCAUCACAUAUAUUUCACAGAUCACAUUUUUGGCCGUUUUACUUAUCAUGCGAUUCAGAUAGUUGCAAAAUGUAUUUCGAAUUGUAUUCUUCUUCCAUGUGGGCAUCCUUGAACUGUUUUUCAUUGUAGGUUCAAUUGUCGUCGAAAUUUGGUAGUGAAGUGGUGAAACGAGAUAAGUCACUUUUGCCUGUUGACCAGUUUUUGAUGACUAUCUCAAAAUGUAGGGAAAAUAGGAUCAUUUUUAUUAUAACCUUUUUUGUGGAGACAAUUGAGUAUUACAACAAAUGUCAUUACAAUAAUUCAGUUAUCUCUCUCAGAUUCGGAGAUAUCGACCGAAAAAUCGACUCAAAGACGUCAACUCGUCUCGUUGUACUACUUCGCAACUGAAUUAAUGGAUGUCAAUCAUUACUUAUUACAAUCAUUAAUGUGUAAAUUCACAUGUAUUGAUAACAACAUUUUUCACAAGUACAAAUACCUAUUUUCUCCAUGAAA
This is a messenger RNA of Diachasmimorpha longicaudata, 3799 nucleotides long. Its product is annotated as toll-like receptor 6. The transcript has 6 exons. The record is from RefSeq and is a predicted model, not a curated record. Bases 173 to 2620 code for a protein of 815 amino acids. Gene Ontology annotation, molecular function: protein binding. Lineage: Eukaryota; Metazoa; Arthropoda; Insecta; Hymenoptera; Braconidae.